CCCUAAUUUGACCGGACGACAUGGAGGAGCAUUUCGACGAGCGGGACAAACUUCAGCGCAACAGCCGGAGCGCAGGCCGGGCGAACGGGCUCCUCAGCCCCACUCACAGCGCCCACUGCAGCCUCUACCGCACGCGGACCCUCAAAACACUCAGCUCCGAGAAGAAGGCGAAGAAAGUGCGCUUUUACCGCAAUGGUGACCGAUAUUUCAACGGGAUCGUGUAUGCCAUCUCAUCGGACCGGAUCAGAACCUUUGACGCUCUGCUGGCCGACCUGACCCGAACCCUAUCCGACAACGUCAACCUCCCGCAGGGGGUGCGAAUUAUCUACUCAAUCGAUGGCAACAAAAAAAUCACCAACAUAGAUCAGCUGGUGGAAGGGGAGAGUUAUGUGUGCGGUUCCACCGAGGCGUUUAAAAGAGUUGACUACUCCAACAACGUCAACCCUAACUGGUCCGUAAAUGUGAGGGCCCUGGGCUCCACCAAGUGCCCCACGUCUCUAGCCAGCUCCAAAUCAGGCCCGCAGUUUAGAGAGAGCAAAGACUUCAUCAGACCCAAACUGGUCACCGUCAUCCGCAGCGGAGUGAAGCCACGCAAGGCGGUUCGCAUCCUGCUCAACAAGAAGACGGCACACUCCUUUGAACAAGUGCUCACUGACAUUACAGAUGCUAUAAAGCUGGAUUCGGGCAUUGUCAAGAGGAUCUACACCCUUGAGGGAAAACAGGUCUCUUGCCUUCAGGAUUUCUUCGGGGAGGAGGACAUCUUCAUCGCAUGCGGCCCAGAGAAGUUCCGUUACCAGGAUGACUUUCUGCUGGAUGAGAGCGAGUGUCGAGUGGUGAAAUCAACAUCAUAUGAGGUGGGCUCUUUAAACCGAAACUCUCCUAGAAGUGUCGUCCUUUGCAGACGCAGCAAGUCCCCUUCGGAUCAGGUGAAUGGGACCCCAGCGAGUCAGCUGUCCACACCCCAUUCUCCAAAGUCACCUAGUCCAUCUCCAGCCAGCCCGGGGAGUUUGAAGAAACGCAGGGGGUCUCAGCACAGCGGCUCCUCUUUGUCUCUGGCCUCCACCAAAGUCUGCAGUAUGGAAGAAGAGGAAGGGCCCGUCAGCGAUGCUGAGACGUUGGAGGAGACACCGAUGCCUACCGUCCCGAGCUCCAUUUCAGAUCGGUACAAAGUGGGCCGGAUGAUCGGAGACGGGAACUUUGCGGUGGUUCACGAGUGUGUGGAGCACUCGACCGACAGGGCGUACGCUCUGAAAAUCAUCAACAAAGGCAAAUGCAGAGGGAAGGAGCAUAUGAUCCAGAAUGAAGUGGCUAUCCUGAGAAGAGUGAAACAUCCGAACAUCGUGUUGCUGAUUGAGGAAAUGGACACUUAUAGUGAACUCUAUCUAGUCAUGGAGCUGGUUAAGGGAGGAGAUCUUUUCGAUGCCAUCACCUCUGCCAACAGAUACACCGAGCGGGAUGCCAGUGGCAUGCUGUACAACCUGGCCAAUGCCAUCAAAUAUUUACACAGCCUUAACAUCGUCCACAGAGACAUCAAGCCAGAGAACCUUUUGGUCUACGAACAUCAAGACGGGAGCAAAUCACUGAAACUAGGAGACUUCGGCUUGGCCACAGUGGUAGACGGACCCCUGUACACCGUCUGCGGAACACCCACAUAUGUAGCACCAGAGAUUAUCGCAGAGACCGGGUAUGGCCUUAAAGUAGAUAUCUGGGCCGCUGGAGUCAUCACAUAUAUUCUCCUCUGUGGCUUUCCUCCAUUUCGUGGGAGUACUGAAGAUCAGGAGGCUCUGUUUGACCAGAUACUACUGGGACAGUUAGAAUUCCCUCUACCAUACUGGGACAAUGUAUCAGACUCAGCCAAAGAGCUGAUCGUGUCCAUGCUGCAGGUGGAAGUGGACCAGAGAUACACAGCGUUACAAGUGCUGGAACAUCCCUGGGUCACUAAUGAUGGUCUGUCAGAAAACGAGCACCAGCUGUCAGUGGCAGGAAAGAUCAAGAAGCACUUUAACACUGGACCCAAACCCAACACUCCUGGAGUCACCGUCAUGACGACCACCGCUCUUGAUAAGGAGAGGCAGAUUCUCAGACGAGGACGCCACCAGAAUGUGAGCGCAGCUCUCUGGAUCACCCAGCCGACCUGUAGCCUCCACAUCCCAGCCUUUACACCCCAUCUGUGCCCCAGUCUACACCUCCAGCCCUCGUUCCCUAUGGGACCCCCUGCUCCAGCCCUGGUCCCGAGCCUGUGUCCCGCCACCGCCACCUCCACGCCCGAGUCUGAAGACUUUUCGGCCUGCUCCACGGAGACUGUCCGCUCCCUCUUCUCCCCCUUCUGAUGAGGAAGGGAGCGAGGGCACUAAAAGAGAAGAAGGGUUUAUGAGGAUUCGGAACGCGGACGAGUGGACCGAACCAUUUUGUAAUCCAAUCACAGGGGGGAAAAUGACCAUCGACGAGGUUCUACUCUAGUUUAUUUGUGGUCAUUCUUUUGAUUUCUUUACACAUGAUACGUUUUCUUUUUUUAUUAUUCAACUUUUCUGUUGAAGCACCUUAGAGAUUUGAUGUUUUUAUGGGUCCGGUGGUGUUUAUAUAUCCAGAUGGAAACUGUAAGGAUGAUAUAUUUAGUUAGGUAUAACCUGUGCCCCCCCCCCCCACCCAAAAACUAGGUAGAAAUGAUUUUCCUUCCUUUUUGUGGCACUGGACGCACAGCACUUGUUCAUACGUGAGAUGGGGACCUUUUUUGUAAUCAGUGUAAAUAAUAUAAUUUCAAUUAUUUUGAUAUCGACAAUAUAUUUCUUUAACUAGACGAUGUAAGUCACAUUUAAACCAUUUUUGCAGUUUUUAGGUAUAUGGAACAUAAGCACAAAAGCGUCGUGGGGAAGACAUAAAGCAACAUUCCGUAACACAGGGUCAUUUGGUGUCAUGGGUGCAGGACAUUCUGCUGCGUAAUGAGGUCAGAUUUUGGGGGGUGGAGUGUUCCUGAAGCGCAGUAAGAGGUGUUCUAGUCACUCAUAGCCCUGCUUACUGUCUCAUUGUAUUCUCUCGUUAGUGCAUGGAAUACAGAGUGGCUCUUACAUUAUAAUUUGAGACAAUAUCUUAUUAAAAAACAUAUUAUAACCCGA
Danio aesculapii is the source of this 3113-nucleotide messenger RNA. It is a transcript of the gene dclk1a, whose product is annotated as doublecortin-like kinase 1a. Gene Ontology annotation, molecular function: ATP binding; protein kinase activity. NCBI's taxonomy places the organism in Eukaryota, Metazoa, Chordata, Actinopteri, Cypriniformes, Danionidae. The record is from RefSeq and is a predicted model, not a curated record. Gene Ontology annotation, biological process: protein phosphorylation; intracellular signal transduction.